Priceomyces carsonii is the source of this 3456-nucleotide messenger RNA. It is a transcript of the gene CPA2, whose product is annotated as carbamoyl-phosphate synthase (glutamine-hydrolyzing). Gene Ontology annotation, cellular component: cytoplasm. NCBI's taxonomy places the organism in Eukaryota, Fungi, Ascomycota, Pichiomycetes, Serinales, Debaryomycetaceae. The coding region runs from base 1 to 3456 and encodes 1151 amino acids. Gene Ontology annotation, molecular function: carbamoyl-phosphate synthase (glutamine-hydrolyzing) activity; ATP binding; metal ion binding. The record is from RefSeq and is a predicted model, not a curated record. The transcript has a single exon.
AUGAUAUCAUUGAGAUUAGCUAUUUCUCAGAGUUUGAAGAAGUCCAAACCUUUUGGUGGCUUUUGCUCUUCAACAAGUUUAGCAAAAAAAUUUUCAACCGUUAACCAACCGUUGAGAAAUUCUUCGCCAUCUUACGCUGGAGCUAAAUUGUUAAAGCAGUUCCAUAAGGAUGAUGUUAAGACCUCUGCAGAUGUAUCUAAGGUAUUAGUGAUUGGAUCGGGUGGUUUAUCCAUUGGCCAAGCUGGUGAAUUUGAUUAUUCAGGGUCACAAGCAAUAAAGGCCUUGAAAGAGGCCAAUAAGAAGUCAAUAUUGAUAAACCCUAAUAUUGCAACGAACCAGACAUCACAUGCAUUAGCUGAUGAAAUAUAUUAUUUACCGGUCACCGCUGAAUAUAUUACUUAUAUUAUUGAAAGAGAGAAGCCUGAUGGAAUCUUAUUGACAUUUGGAGGUCAGACCGCUUUAAAUGUCGGUAUCAAGUUAGAAAAGAUGGGCGUGUUUGAUCGAUACGGUGUUAAGGUUUUAGGAACCCCAAUCAAGACAUUGGAAACUUCUGAAGAUCGUGAGCUUUUCUCUCAGGCUUUGAAUGAAAUCAACAUUCCCAUUGCAGAAUCCGUUGCUGUUGAAACCGUCGAUGACGCUCUUGCUGCUGCCGAUAAAGUGGGAUAUCCAAUUAUUGUUAGGUCGGCCUAUGCUCUUGGUGGAUUGGGAUCCGGUUUUGCUGCUAACGAACAAGAAUUGAAGAAUUUGGCAUCUCAAUCUUUGUCUCUUUCCCCACAGAUUUUGGUGGAAAAGUCAUUGAAAGGAUGGAAAGAAGUCGAGUACGAGGUUGUGAGAGAUAGUGCUGGAAACUGUAUAACAGUUUGUAAUAUGGAAAACUUUGAUCCAUUAGGGAUUCAUACAGGAGAUUCUAUUGUCGUAGCACCUUCUCAAACGUUGUCGGAUGAAGAAUAUCAUAUGUUAAGAAGCGCAGCUAUUAAAAUUAUCAGACAUUUAGGAGUUGUUGGUGAAUGUAACGUCCAGUAUGCUCUUCAGCCAGAUGGAUUGGAUUAUAGAGUAAUUGAAGUUAAUGCCCGUUUGUCUCGUUCUUCCGCAUUGGCAUCAAAAGCCACAGGAUAUCCAUUAGCAUACACUGCUGCAAAGAUAGCUUUGGGUCACACAUUGCCUGAGCUUCCUAAUCCAGUGACUAAGACUACGACUGCUAACUUUGAGCCUUCAUUAGACUAUAUGGUGACAAAGAUUCCAAGGUGGGACUUAUCGAAGUUCCAGCAUGUAAAGAGAGAUAUUGGAUCAGCUAUGAAGUCAGUAGGUGAGGUUAUGGCAAUCGGCAGAAACUUCGAAGAGUCGUUUCAAAAAGCUAUCAGACAAGUUGACCCUUCCUUUAUUGGCUUUCAGGGAGAUAAGUUUGAUGACUUAGAUGAUGCUUUAAAAAACCCAACCGACAGAAGAUGGUUAGCGGUGGGUCAAGCAUUACUUCAUGAAAACUACUCUGUCGAUAGGGUCCACGAGCUUUCAAGAAUAGAUAAGUGGUUCUUGUACAAGUUAAUGAAUAUUGUCAACAUGUACAAAGAACUAGAAAAUGCCGGUAGCCUUGAUAAUAUUAACAGCGACCUAAUGUCUCGUGCUAAGAAAUUGGGGUUCUCAGACAAGCAGAUUUCGCUUUGCGUCAAUUCAUCUGAGCUUAAAGUUCGUAAAGCAAGAAAGGAUUUUGGCAUUGUACCAUUUGUGAAGCAAAUUGAUACUUUAGCUGCUGAAUUUCCAGCUAAAACGAACUAUUUGUAUACUACUUAUAAUGCAUCUAGUUCAGAUGUCGAUUUCACUGACAAUGGUACUAUGGUUUUAGGGUCUGGUGUUUAUCGUAUUGGAUCGUCCGUCGAGUUUGACUGGUGCGCCGUUUCCACUGCAAGGGCAUUACGUGAAUCUGGACAUAAGACUAUAAUGAUAAAUUAUAAUCCGGAGACUGUCUCGACUGAUUUUGAUGAGGUUGACAGGUUGUACUUCGAAGAAUUAUCACUAGAAAGGGUGCUUGACAUAUACGAAUUAGAGCAUGCUUCAGGUGUUGUUGUAAGUGUUGGGGGCCAAUUGCCUCAAAACAUUGCCUUGACAUUACAAAAGGAAGGCUGCAAUGUUUUAGGAACCAAUCCUGAAGAUAUUGAUAAAGCUGAAGAUCGUCAUAAGUUCUCCCAAAUUCUUGAUAAAAUUGGAGUAGACCAACCUGAGUGGAAUGAAUUGACAUCUAUUGGAGAGGCAGAAACAUUUGCAAACCAAGUAGGAUACCCUGUUUUGGUACGUCCAUCCUACGUGUUAUCAGGAGCAGCAAUGUCUGUUAUCAGAAACAAGUCUGAAUUAGAUGCAAAGUUGAAUAACGCUGCAAAGGUUUCUCAAGACCAUCCAGUUGUUAUUUCUAAGUUUAUCGAAGGAGCACAAGAAAUUGAUAUCGAUGGAGUUGCAAAUAAUGGUGAGGUAUUAGUUCAUGCUGUUUCAGAGCAUGUCGAGAACGCUGGCGUUCACUCUGGUGACGCUACGUUGGUGUUGCCUCCACAAGGGUUAUCGCCGGUCAUUCUCAAUAGAUUAAAAGAGAUCGCUGAUAAAGUUGCAAAAGCAUGGAAUAUUUCAGGGCCCUUUAACAUGCAGAUCAUCAAGAAUGACAAAGAUGGUUCUUUGAACGAUAGUAAUUGCGAACUCAAGGUUAUUGAAUGUAACAUUAGAGCUUCACGUUCUUUUCCAUUUGUUUCAAAAGUUUUGGGUGUUAAUUUCAUCGAUGUUGCAGUCAAGAGUUUAAUCGGAGAAAAUGUGCCUGCUCCAGUAAAUCUCAUGGAUGAGACCUACGACCGUGUUGCUACGAAGGUACCUCAAUUUUCAUUCACAAGAUUGGCUGGUGCAGAUCCCUUUUUGGGAGUUGAAAUGUCUUCUACUGGUGAAGUUGCAUGUUUUGGAACCAACUUAUUAGAUGCAUACUGGGCUUCUAUACAAUCGACAAUGAACUUCAAUGUCCCUCACCCAGGACAUGGAAUCUUAUUUGGAGGUGAUUUGUCCAACAGUAAACUUGGAGAUGUUGCCAAAACUAUAUCUAGCAAGGGCUACAAUUUCUACUCAGCUUCCCAAGAGGUUGCAAAUUAUUUAAAAGACUACGUUAAAGAAGAUGUUGAAGUAAUCGAAUUCCCGAAGACAGAUAAGCGUGCUUUGAGGGAGAUUUUUCAAGAUAAAAAGAUAGCUGCUGUUUUCAAUCUUGCAAGAGCAAGAGCAGAUGAUUUACUAGACCAAGAUUACGUUAUGAGAAGAAACGCAAUUGACUUUGGUAUUCCUCUUUUUAACGAACCAAAUACGUCCUUGUUGUUCGCUAGGUGUUUGAAAGAAAAGAUUGCAGAUAAGCCUACUUUUGACCAAUUACCGUCAUCGGUAAUUGUUCCCGAAGAAGUAAGGAGAUGGAGUGAGUUUAUUCAUGGCAAACCUGUAUAG